CCCGCCCAUACGCACGCCCCUCCCACAGUUGGUGCCCUACGCCUCGGUCUGAAACGUGCACCUGGGUAAAGUGAAGCUGGGGACAUGGCGAACAAGGUCAUCAAGUGCAAGGCUGCAGUGGCCUGGGAGGCUGGAAAGCCUCUCUCCAUAGAGGAGAUAGAGGUAGCACCUCCAAAGGCGCAUGAAGUUCGAAUUAAGAUUAUUGCUACUGCGGUUUGCCACACUGAUGCCUAUACCCUGAGCGGAGCUGAUCCUGAGGGGCGUUUCCCAGUGAUCCUGGGACAUGAAGGUGCUGGAAUUGUGGAAAGUGUUGGUGAAGGGGUUACCAAUCUGAAGGCAGGUGAUACUGUCAUCCCACUCUACAUCCCCCAGUGUGGAGAGUGCAAAUUUUGUCUAAAUCCUAAAACAAACCUUUGCCAGAAGAUAAGAGUCACUCAAGGAAAAGGACUAAUGCCAGAUGGUACUAGCAGAUUUUCUUGCAAAGGAAAGACAAUUUUGCACUUCAUGGGAACCAGCACAUUUUCUGAGUAUACAGUUGUGGCUGACAUCUCUGUUGCUAAAAUUGAUCCUUCAGCACCCUUGGAUAAAGUCUGCCUUCUUGGCUGUGGAGUUUCUACUGGCUAUGGUGCAGCUCUCAACACUGCCAAGGUGGAGCCUGGCUCUACUUGUGCCGUCUUUGGCCUGGGAGGAGUUGGAUUGGCAGUUAUCAUGGGCUGUAAAGUGGCAGGUGCAUCCCGGAUCAUUGCCGUGGACAUCAAUAAAGAUAAGUUUGCGAAGGCCAAAGAAUUUGGAGCCUCUGAAUGUAUUAAUCCCCAGGAUUUCAGUAAACCCAUCCAGGAAGUGCUCAUAGAGAUGACUGACGGGGGAGUGGACUAUUCCUUCGAGUGUAUCGGCAAUGUCAAGGUUAUGAGAGCAGCCCUUGAGGCGGCCCACAAAGGCUGGGGAGUCAGCGUGGUGGUUGGUGUAGCUGCGUCAGGUGAAGAAAUCUCCACUCGUCCAUUCCAGCUGGUGACAGGACGCACGUGGAAAGGCACUGCCUUUGGAGAGAUUGUAUAAUUAUGUGUCUCUAAUCAAGGACAAGGCUAUCAUGUCUGUUUUCUGAGCCUUCCACAUAAACGAUUCCUGUUCACUAACGGAUAUUUUAAAACAAUAAAAACAAUUUCUGCCUUUGUAA
Nannospalax galili (Upper Galilee mountains blind mole rat) is the source of this 1174-nucleotide messenger RNA. Its product is annotated as alcohol dehydrogenase class-3. Gene Ontology annotation, molecular function: zinc ion binding; S-(hydroxymethyl)glutathione dehydrogenase [NAD(P)+] activity. Lineage: Eukaryota; Metazoa; Chordata; Mammalia; Rodentia; Spalacidae. The record is from RefSeq and is a predicted model, not a curated record. Gene Ontology annotation, cellular component: cytosol. Gene Ontology annotation, biological process: formaldehyde catabolic process.